Anopheles gambiae (African malaria mosquito) is the source of this 1141-nucleotide messenger RNA. RefSeq lists its product as uncharacterized. Lineage: Eukaryota; Metazoa; Arthropoda; Insecta; Diptera; Culicidae. The coding region runs from base 461 to 1069 and encodes 202 amino acids. The record is from RefSeq and is a predicted model, not a curated record. The transcript has 2 exons.
CGAUCAAUAAGAGGUGGUGGAGGGGGAACAAAAAUGCAUCGAAAAGAAGUUGGCACGCGCAACCCACACGCGCACUCGAUUAAUUUGUACAACACACACACGCAGUGACACACACAACAGGAACGAUUGUGUUCCGCACAGUGGGAGAGAGGCACCGAGGGGGUUCCUUUCAUUGCACAUUUUGGAAGGAAUCAUGUGGGGGGGUUGUGAGGAGAGUUGAACUCUAAUUUCAAUAGCGAACGUUCGAAAGUGAACAACGACCGAGGGAUGGUGGGUUUCGGGCGAUGAUUUGCGACGCAUGCUGCUCAUUAUUCAUGUUUUGGGGAGGUAAGGGGGUGAACCAAAUGCAAAUUCGGCGAGGCCCUGUGCAGCACAAGCUGAUCCGCCAGUAAUCAAACCAUCAAAGUAGCCUUUGAAAAGCGUUUUCGUUAGUUGGGGAAACGGUUUUUCGAUACAGAACAUGAAAAAGUUGGUGUGCGUGUUGUUGGUUUUAAAAACAUUACAAACCGCUUCGGUGUACGGCGAUAAGCAUGGCUGUCAAGUGCUGCUGGAGGGGCCAAACUGUCCAAUUGAGGAGAACAACAGUAACAGCUCACUCGCGGCAGCUUGUGAUGGAUGGCUGUGGGAGCGACGCUGGAUUGCGGUGGAAAAGAGCUGUUUGCCAAGUGAAUGGCUGCGACACAACUGUACCCAAGAUGUGAAGGUAACGCUGACGAAUCUGGAGCUCGUGUAUGUGCAGCUAAAGGUCGAUAGAUUGAUUUACCAUCCAUCCCCAAACGACACUGUCUUGCUGCUGCUGCUAAGCCGUCCAUUCGGUGGACCGUUCGAGAGUGAGUUGGAAGUCAAUCCCGCUUUGAGCCUGCACCGGAACUGGAUUGAUGAAACGAUUCGCCACGAAGAUGCGAAGGACGUUGCGCGUCGACAGCUGGAACGGGCGGUGGAUACCGGUGGCGGCGGCGACCUUCCAGCAAUUGCUUUUAUGGACUUUUUGAAACUGCUCCUCGUGGUGAGCUCACUGGCCGGAAUAUCGUUCCUAUUCUGCUGCACAUUUAUGCUCGUUUCGAAGUAGCAGCAGCACCGGCAGCCCCGGCAACAGCAACAGAACCCAUCAAGCGUAAUCAAAACUUGUGUUCCAAUCAAA